GUGAUACCGGGUCCAGAGAUUAAGAUGGAGAUGUUUUGAUAUACCUCGUUGUUCCAAUCGACGAGACUUACUUAUAAGAGCGACGUAUUGCCAUCUCAUCUUCUCUUCAUCAGUCUUCAGGGAAUUCGAGAAUAUCACAACAGUCAAACUUCAUCUCACCAUGCUUCAAAGUCUUCUCCUCAGCAUUCUAGCAACAGGACUCCUCGUUCAUGCAACUCCUGUUCCCGCACCAACAGGCGUACCAACUACUUCCACUGCUAAUACCGAACUUGCUGCUUUGACUGUUGCUGCGGCUGGAAGUCAAGAUGGUUAUGCUAGAGAUUUGUUUCCUACUGUAUGUUCUGCUCAUUCGGUCAUGUCAUGUCAUGCCAUCUCAUCCGCUCCUCCCUUGUUCCCCAAACCUCCACUUUCCUGCUCUCGCGCUUCUUUUCCUCCUAUACAUCCACUUCAAAAGCUAACCUCCCUCAUCUAGUGGAUAACCAUCUCCGGUAACUGCAACACACGCGAAACAGUCAUCAAACGUGACGGUACCAACGUUGUCGUUGACACAGCCUGUGCAGCCACAUCAGGAAACGUACGUACCUCCAAUUUAACCUUCCCUCCAUGACCCAACUCCCAAAUCCAUUAACUAUCACCUAAAUCCUACUAACAUUCCAUCCCCAGUGGGUAUCUCCCUACGACGGAGCUGUCUGGACCUCCGCCUCAGAUCUCGACAUCGACCAUCUGGUCCCCCUAAGCAACGCCUGGAAAGCCGGCGCCUCAGCCUGGACAACUGAUCAACGUCGAACCUUCGCUAAUGAUCUCGUCAAUCCACAAUUAUUGGCUGUGACCAGCACAGUUAACGAGAAAGGGAUCGGGGCCCUGAGGCUUGGAAGCCAAGUUUGAGUAAGUUUUCUUUUUUUGGGGGUUGGAAGUUAUGGUGAUGGUGAUGGUGAUGGUGAUGGUGAUGGUGAUGGUGAUGGUGAUGGUGAUGGUGAUGGUGAUGUAGAAACUAUAAAUACUAAUUGAGAUAUAGCUACUUACUGGUGCACAUAUGCGAAAAUGUGGAUCAAGGUCAAGUAUGUCUAUAAUCUUACAAUCACGAGUGAUGAGAAGGCGGCUUUGGUUACUAUGAUGGAUACUUGUUGAUUGUGGGUAUGUACAUGUACUUAUUUUGUCGCUUAAAUGAAGGGGGUAGUUAUAUAUGUAUAUGCGAGGGAUGGUACGGGCAGCAGAGGGAUGGAAAUGAUGGU
Molecule: messenger RNA, 1232 nt
Organism: Sclerotinia trifoliorum
Lineage: Eukaryota; Fungi; Ascomycota; Leotiomycetes; Helotiales; Sclerotiniaceae
Source: the annotation of a GenBank genome assembly